AUGUCGACGAUUACGCGAACGCUGUCCAACCUGCGAAAGGUUGGAAUCAAGGAUUACUUCCGACAGAUGCUGUACAUCGGUGACACCAAGUACGGUCGUCUCAUCGGUACCGAUCGCGCGGGCAACAAGUACUUUGAGAACAACGAGGAACUGCCCCUCCGAACGCGCUGGGUCGAGUACGCCAAGCACGACUACGACGCCGCCCACAUCGAGCCCGGAUGGCACUUGUGGAUCAGCUACGGCGUCGACAAGCCCCCGACCGAGGAUGCUCUGUUGAAACCGGGUACCCGCCACUUUGAGCCCACCAAGGCCAUCCCCAACUAUACCCAGAGCCGAGGAGCCUUCAAGACCUACAACACGGCCAAGUCCAAGAUCACGGCAUGGGAGCCCGUGGCUGCUCCCCGGGCAUGA
Messenger RNA from Fusarium keratoplasticum, 411 nucleotides. Its product is annotated as NADH dehydrogenase [ubiquinone] 1 alpha subcomplex subunit. The record is from RefSeq and is a predicted model, not a curated record. The coding region runs from base 1 to 411 and encodes 136 amino acids. Gene Ontology annotation, biological process: mitochondrial respiratory chain complex I assembly; response to oxidative stress. NCBI's taxonomy places the organism in Eukaryota, Fungi, Ascomycota, Sordariomycetes, Hypocreales, Nectriaceae. Gene Ontology annotation, cellular component: membrane. The transcript has 5 exons.